ACACAUUUAUGUUGGACAUGUGGCAACACUUUUUUCGUGCGUUUUAUGUGUGCGUGCGCUUCCUAUUACAAUUUUUCGAAGGAUUUUCAGUGUGUUUUGUUGACGUGCACCGCGGCCGAAAGUGAAAAAGGCGAUUAAACUGUGCCGUGCAACAGGGCGGGUCAGCGUUUGGCAUAAAUUGCAGUGUGAGCCCGCGUGCGGACAGGCGUAAGGCGUUAAAAAUGGCGAACGUAAGGGACAGCGACACAUCACUGUGGCUGCAUAAUAAACUGGGCACCUCGAACGACUCGUGGAUAAACGGCUCGAUCUGCUCCCAACUGAACAAGGAGGUGCUCCGCAACAUCAAGGAAUGUUUUCCGGACCUGCAGACGCAAGUUAAACUGAAGCUCCUCCUCAGUUUCCUCCACAUUCCGCGCCGUCUGGUGGAAGAGUGGAAGGCCGAGCUUGAGGAGGUAAUCGAGGUGGCUGGCCUCGACUCGGAGCUGUGGGUCUCGAUGCUGGCGGAGACGAUGAAGACGUUCCCGGCCACCAGUUCACUGAACACAGAGAUCUCCGACUACGAGGACACACGUCCCAUCUUCACAGACAUGGUCAACGACCUGCGCAGGUUGGUCACCAAGCACUCGGACUUGGGCAUGUUGCCCCUUGAGUGCCAGUACCUAAACAAGAACGCGCUGAUCUCAGUGGUGGGCCAGCAGCCCGCUCCCGUCAAGCAUUUCACGCUGAAGCGCAAGCCCAAGAGCGCCCAGCUGCGUACCGAGCUGCUACACAAGUCCGCCGAUGCGCAGUCCUCUCUGAAGAAGGCCUCAGCACCCACGAUUCCUCUGCGAUCACGCGGAAUGCCCCGCAAGAUGACGGACACCACGCCGCUCAAGGGCAUCCCGUCACGCAUGCCCACCACUGGAUUCCGAUCAGCCACGGUGCCCGGCAACGCCGCCCAGCGCCCCAAUCUCAGUCGCAUGCCCGCUGGUCGCAAGGAUGGCGGCAUCAAGCUGAUCGAGUUCACCGAACAGCCACUGGGCUACGCGGCGGCCAAAAAGCGCAAGCGCGAACAGCAACUGGAGGAGCAGCAGAAGAAGCAGGAGCAGAAGCAGCAACAGGCUGCAGCGGCAGCAGCUGCGGCGGCCACGGCAGCGGCGGCCAAUGCGGGCGACAGCUCGCCAACGGAUGCGGCCACCGCUAGUGGGGGAGAAACUCCUGUUACACCGACGUCGGCCAACAACAGUUUCGAGAUCAAAAUGGAGCCUCAGCUCAACCAGAGCGCCGGCAGCCUGGAAGAGCCGCAGGACGAGGACCUUGCUGGCAAAACGGCCAUGGAAUGCGAUCCCGAAACACCGGAGUACGCCACAGCAACGUUGGAAUUUGCACAGGCCACAACAACAUCCGUGGUGGAUGGACAACCAGGAAAGCCUUCUGUCGAGGCAAAGUUGAAAACGCCGCGCACUCCGAAAUCAGCCGCAAAGCUGAACAACAACAACAACAACAGCUUCAACCAUACCCCCAAACGAAUCAAGCAGGAAAUCGAAAUCAAGAGCGAGGAGAUCAUAGUGCCCGCCAGCAUCAAGCUGGAAAAGAUCGAGACUUCGCCGUCGACGCAGCGCGUCAUCAUUCAGCAGCAGCCGCCUAGUUUGGUGCAGCGCACGCCGCACCUGCUUAUCCGCAGUUCGCCACAGAAACGGCAGAACAAUGGAGCCACCACGAGCACCGCCGCAACCACAACCACUGUGGGCAACACCACCAUCAAGAUGGAGAAGCUGGACAUCAAGCCCAUGCUGCGAACCACUGGCGCGUCACCCUCUACGAGUGCGGGCACUACCACCACUCUCCUAACCCAGCAGCAGCUGCGUCAGGCGGCCAAUCCACUGGCCAAUCUGCCCAACAACAUCUCUGUGAAGAUCACUUCCGCAAAAGCGAAGGCGGCGGCCGCGGCAGCAGCAGCAGGUCCCAGUGGAAGUCAGCCUCAGUCGCAGGCCCAGACGGUUCAGGUUCAGCAGACACCACAACAGUCGCAGCCUCCGCUUCUGAUCAACAGCUCCACGCCUGUCAUCCUGGCAUCCUCGCCCAGCGCUCAAAGAGUGAAGGCUUUGGCCAUGCCCAGCAGCAGUUCCGCCCCCACCACCACAACGACAAUACCGUCGCAAGCCAUAAAGACGAUGCCGCUCAGCCAGCUGAAGACGGCCACCAACAGCGGACCUGUGAUCAUAUCGCAGACUAUUAUUCAGCCGGCGAAGCGAGCCCAGCAACAGGCGGGAACCUCGAGUGCAGCGGCCUCUUCCCAGCAGCAGCAGCCACAACAGCAGCAGCAGCAGCAACAGCAGCAACUGUUGCACCAGCAAAUACAGCAGCAGACGCAGCAGCAGUCACAGGUGCAGCAGCAGCAACAGCCGCAGCAGCAGCAGACGCAGUACAUUCUGGCCACGCCCCAGCAGCAACCGCAACAGAUUCAGCAGCAACAGCAGCAGCAGCCCAUGUUGCCAACGCUUACCUCGUUCUCACACAGCCGGCCCUUGCCGCAAACCACCACGCUUUACCAGGCCACCACUCCCGGCGGAAAUGGCCAGACACCCACCAAGAUCCUGUUGAAGACCUCUGGUACAUCGAGUGUGGUGAUGACACCACUGCGUCAGGCCCAACCGCAGCAGGCUACCGCUGUGGUAUCCUCGAAUCCUCCGCCUCUGGUGGCCACCUCAGCUGCAGUGGUUUCGCCCGGACAGUCCAACACCCUGAACAUUCAGAACGUGCAGCUACCGAAUCGACCAGUGACCAUCCAACCAGCAUCCCAGGCCGCCCAGCAGCAGCAUAUGCAGGCCCAGUUGCAGCAGCAACAACCGCAUCCGCAGCACACGAUCGUGGCCAACACGACGGCCACGCAGCAGCCCAAGUUGUCGCAGGUCCUGAUGCAGCCGACCGGAGCAGUUGGGGCUGGUGGCGUGUCCGCGCUGAACGUGUCUCCCACGUCCGGCAAAAACAAGACCAUCAUACUCACCCAGAAGGGCGUCAUUCUGCGCAACAUUGGGGGCGACAUGUACCAGCAAAUCCCCAUCAGCAAUGUGGGCAACCUGCAGGGACUCGGCGGCACUACGCUCAUGACCACCACGGCUGGACCGCCGAGUCUGGUGAAGACCACGCCCUCGACUGGGGUGCAGUUGCAGCAGCAACAGCCUGGCAAGCAGAUCCUGCCCACCCUAAUACCAACCAGUUCGCUCGGCGGGCAGCACGUCAUUGUGCAGCAGCAGCAACCCUCCAACGUCAUCGGAAAUUCCCAACAGCAGACCAUCAUUCGGCCAGUGAUGACCAACGUUGGCGGAGGCUUGACCACGCUGCCGCAGGGACUGACGCUGAUCCAACGGCCGGGCCAGCAGCCGCAGCUGGUGCAGGUGCAGGCGGCGCCGGGCAGCACGCAGCGCACGAUUAUCACCCAAUCGAGCUCGGCGUCGCAACAGCAGCCGCGCCAGCAGCAGCAACAGAUCCUGGUCCAACACAAGCCGGCUCCGACCCUGCAGCAGCGUUUGGUCACCUCCACCACCAGUGGUGGUCAGGGCCAGCCGGGCAAUCCGAAUGCGGGUAUCGCGCGCACCGUGCAGGUCCAGGUGCAGGCCCAGCAGCAACCGCAGCAGCAGCAAGCGGCGCAACAGCAGUCGCAGCAGGCCCCACAGAGGCGAGGACUUUCGCUAUCGAACGAGCACGUGCACAAGGCGCAUGAGAUGUUCCGCAAGGCGAAUCGCGUCUCGCGACCGGACAAAGCCCUCAUCCUUGGAUUUAUGGCGGGUCUGCGGGAGAACCCGCGCCCCAAUAACGAAAAUGUGCUGGUCAUUAAAUUGGGUGAAACAGAGGAAAAAGUACAACAAGAGAACGGCAACAUGGCGCUGUGCCUGGUGGAGUCGCACAUCCGGCUGGACUACAACACCGGCGAGUGGAAGACAUUCCAGAACUACAGACUACAGGACCAGACUGCCGCCUCAUAGUCCACGAGGGUCAUACGCAUCGUUCGCAGCACCAAGUGAACGCGGACAGCCAGGCUGAAGCUGAACAUGCGUAUAUAGAUUUUGAACUAUCUUUUUUGAUUUGUCAUCCGCUCUGCACGGGCUGCUUCGUCGCCGCCCCUAAUUAGGCUACUGAAAACCCAACCGCCUCUUCCUCCCCUCCUCCACCCUUAUUCCUCUCCCGCAGUCAACAAGGCACCCCAAGAAACGAUGGAAAGAAUGAAACUAUAAAAUAAUUAAGGUAAAUUAGCUGUACAGUUGUUUAGUAUGUAGUAAAGGCUAGCGCUUAAACAUUUAGUAAACAUGCCCGUUCACACAUCCACGACGAUCACCAAUCAUCCCAGCACACAUUCAUGUUCACCGCCGGCUGAACGCUUCACUGGAGAGCAGUUGGAAAGGCGGAUGGGCCAGAAGUGAACGUUCGGCCAGAUCACAUAAGCACACACACGACACAACAAUUCACAACACAACACACAACACAACAAAACCACACACCCUUGCAUUUGAAAUCUGCAUAUGUAUACCUAGCUUAUGUAAUUAUUGUCGAGUAAAAAGUGUGUAAUUAUCUUACCAAGCAGCAUAAAAUUUAGAGACGCUGAUCGGCGCUCGUUAUUCAUUAGAAAUCCAAUGAAAAUAUAUAGUUAUAGAUAUAUAUAUAUAUGUAUGAGCCGCAGCAACCACAGCAAAAUUAACUUAAAUCUUGAAGUGUGUAAUAGACAAACAAUAAACCUAGCAUAUGUAUUUAUGGCUUAAAUGUUAAAAA
Drosophila ficusphila is the source of this 4746-nucleotide messenger RNA. RefSeq names its product negative elongation factor A (gene Nelf-A). The record is from RefSeq and is a predicted model, not a curated record. The transcript has 7 exons. Gene Ontology annotation, cellular component: NELF complex. Lineage: Eukaryota; Metazoa; Arthropoda; Insecta; Diptera; Drosophilidae. The coding region runs from base 222 to 3965 and encodes 1247 amino acids. Gene Ontology annotation, biological process: negative regulation of transcription elongation by RNA polymerase II.